AAUGUAUCAUCAAUUCAUCUAAACCAAAAAUCAGCCCAAAAGUUUGAGACUUUCAUAUUCAUCCAUAUUUUAUAUAGAUAAAGCCAAUAUAAACUAAUUAUCACCAAUUCCCAAAAGAUUUUUUCCCUAGAUUUUUAAAUUAUAGUAACAAAAUAUAUCCAGAAAUAGAAAUGGAAAGUCCUUCACUUUUAAGCAAUCUAAUUUUAAAAGUCUUAUCCUCUUCCAUUCUUAAACUCCUCGAAUAUUUCACUCAACAAAAUUCCCUCAUUUUCUCUCUCCUAAAUCACCCCUAAAAAAAGGUGUUAAAUUUCACCAUGGGAGGCGGAGGAGCCAUGAGAGCGGCGGCAAAAGUCGCCGGAAUCGGAGUUUUAUCAACCGGAAUUCGCGCCGGCGGUUCGACUGAAAUUCCGGCGAAUUUGGCGGCAAGAAAUGCGGUCCGACCGGUUACUUCCGGAUUAUCUUCGACCGGAAAUUUGAGCGUUGAUCAGACGGUUCAGAGACCGGCUUGGGAGAUUGAUGAUUGGGAGUUUGCUGGAGGCGAGGAUGAUUUCGUUGUGGACCGGAUUAAUUCCGUUAAACCGAGAUUAGUUUUUGGACCGGUGCCGACUUUCGAGGAAACUAAGGAAGCUACUUCUGAACUCAAAGAUGCUCUUGAUAAGGUGUAUCUCUCUUCACCAAAAUCUUCUGGAAGUGUGGAGUCAUUCUCAGCUCUUCACGAGACCAAAGCUUGCAUCACUCAUGAGUCACCUGUGCCGAAAAGUGCAAUGCAGGCAUUUAAGCUGCUCAAAGAAAAUCCUGCUGCCCAGACUGUAGUUGCUUCAAUUGCCUGUGAUCCUAAUGUGUGGAACGCCGUGAUGCAAAACCCUACUCUGAUGGAGUUUCUCGAUUCAGAGAAAAAAUCUACUGCUUUCAAGAGCCCUGAGUUUGAGAGUCAAGAGUCUCCAAAGAGUGAAGUAGAUUCUACUGAUUCCAAUGAUCCUGAAGGUCUUCAUGGUUUGAUGGCUAUGCUGGAAAAUGUUAAACUUACUGUGGUGGACAUGGUUCAAAACUUGACGAAUUUGGUCCAGAGCUGGUUUGCCUCCCCGGAGCUAGACAAAAGAUCCGAAGCUACUGAUGGUAGCUCCAGAAGUAUCUUUGCUGGUGGAUCAUUUAUGGCACUAGCCAUGAUGGUGGUCAUAGUGGUGGUGAUGAAGCGAGCCUAAACCUCAAGUCCCUUGGUUGUCUAAUUUGUCGAUGCUCCAAUGUUUCAUCAUGUUGAUGAAUUAUAUUAGGCUCUGUUUUAUCAGUUUGUGGUAUAUGUAAGUACAUUUCUCUUCUUGGUAUGGCUUUUGAUAAUGUACAGUGAAGUUUAUCCAAAAUAAAUGGAUAACUGAAAGUUGAGACUUGGUGGUAAUACUUUCGUUGCUCAGCCAUACUCAAGGACUCAAGGUAUAUAUUUGUGUUUUCAUUA
This is a messenger RNA of Beta vulgaris subsp. vulgaris (sugar beet), 1450 nucleotides long. RefSeq lists its product as hypothetical. NCBI's taxonomy places the organism in Eukaryota, Viridiplantae, Streptophyta, Magnoliopsida, Caryophyllales, Amaranthaceae. The transcript has 4 exons. Bases 315 to 1202 code for a protein of 295 amino acids. The record is from RefSeq and is a predicted model, not a curated record.